AUGAAGUUUUGCAGCUUAUUUUCUAAGAAUCUAAGGAAAUUGCUAUUGUCUAUUGACCUGUUUGGAUCACAAAUUAACUUAUAAAUCAAAAAGGAAAACGAAUAUCACACAUUAUUCGGAGUGCUGAUGAGCAUAGGAAUUUUAGCUUUCAUCUAUUAUUCCUUUCUAUCCCUAGUGAUUGAUAUGGUGGAACGUAAGAAUCCAAAUGUUAUUUAGAAUCUUCAAUAUAAAUCUAAUCCUGAAGAAUACAAAUUAGAAUAAGAUUCAUUCAUCUUCUAUUUGGUGCUGACUGAUAUGUAUGGAACUCCCAUACCUUAGAAAACGGGUUAGUAAGUUUAUACGGCUAAAAUGUUAGCCUGCUCAAGAAUUACUGAUGAAAAGAACUAAAUUAAUAAUAAGUGUGAUAAUUAUACCCUUAAAUCAUGUUCAACUGUGUAAAUAAAUAGUUAAAUACAAAAAAAAUUAAAUAUUUCAGCAGCCAUAUUAGAUGCAAGCCUCUGCUUUGAUCCUCAAGAGUGGAAUUAAACAACUUUAUCAUUGCAAGGUACACCUCAAACCCCAGUAUUUAAAAGUUUGCAAUUUAAAAUAGAAAAAUGCAAUAAUGCAACGUCUGGAGGAUAAUGUGCAUCUCAAAAAUACAUUGAUCAACAGCUCUAUCAAGGAAAUUUAGGAUUUUUUAUUUCGGAUUCUGUGUUGAAUUAAUAGAAAGCCCAUAAUCCUUUUUCCUUAGUGUCUAAAUUAAUAAAAACACCAAUAUCGAUACUUUCAUACAAGGCGUAAACUUUAGAGGUGAGAAAAUCAAAAUUUUAUAAUAAAGAAAAUUUUUUUUAUUAUUUCUAGAGCGAAGAGUAAUACAAUGCUCUAUUAUUUGAAAGAUCUUCUGAGUAAGUUUUCAAUAUUUAGAAAAAUGAAUUGAUUGAUGUCUUUCUCUAUCUAGAUGACAGAGAGGCUUUAUAUUAUAGAACUUACAAUAAUAUUUUAGACAUUCUGGGCUAGAUGGGAGGACUAUUGGAAUUAAUAUUAUUUGUGGCAGGUGUUGUAGUCAAACCGAUUAAUAAACUCUCAUGUGAUUUGUUUUUAGCAUCAGAAAUAUUUCAUUUUGAAAAAUCAUCUAAUUAAACACAAGUCCAUCCUUAAGUUAAUGCAUUAGGAUAGAGUGAAGGACUUAUUGAUCAAAAUUAAUUGGCUUAAUUGAAAAAAUACUUUAAAUUGAAAGCACAAUAAAUCAAGUUAUUUAUUCAUCAAUAUAUAUUCACCUGCGGUUAAGAUAGAAAAUUGAUCUAAUAAAGUAUAGAAUCAAUUUAUAAUUAAAUUGAUAUUAUCUUUAUUAUCAACAAACUAAUUGAAAUUGAUAAGUUGAAGAAAAUACUUUUAAAUGAUGAUUAGUAAAUAUUGUUUAAUUAUAUACAUAAACCAAAAAUUUAAUUAGGAAUAAGAGAAAAAAUGAAAGCGAGCAUUAAUCAAAACUGUUAUGAUACAAAAUAACUAUCUUUUGAGGAAGAAAUAUUAUAAGCAUUCAAUUCUUACAAUAUGAUUAAAGAAAGCAAUCAUAAAAAGUAGAAAAAAUCUAUUGGAUAGAGAUGUUAAACUGAUAUUCGAAACAAGUGA
Molecule: messenger RNA, 1608 nt
Organism: Paramecium tetraurelia
Lineage: Eukaryota; Ciliophora; Oligohymenophorea; Peniculida; Parameciidae
Exons: 4
Biological process (GO): reciprocal meiotic recombination
Cellular component (GO): nucleus
Molecular function (GO): double-stranded DNA binding
Source: RefSeq, a predicted model, not a curated record